AUGGCCGAGCUCGCAGUCUUCGACAAAGACCCAAAUAUCUACCUCUUCACCUCCUUGACCGCAGGCUCCUCACACAUCGUUACAGCGACAUCGCGGAUCGAGACAAUCUUGAAGGCGAACAAAAUCCCCUUCAUCGGUCUCGACACAGCAACGCACGAAUUGGGCAGGAAGCUAUUCCAGCGGCGAGCAUCCGGCAAGAAGCUUCCACUGCUGGUAAAGGAGGGCUAUGUACUUGGCGGUAUCGAGGAAAUCGAAGAAUGGAACGAGUACGAUGAGCUGCGCGAGGCACUCGGCGUCGACUCCCAGUUCACUGCCAAUCCCCCCAAACCCACAUCGCUCUUCGAACCGGCACCAAGCAAGACACCGCCGCCACUCGCCGGCGCAUUGCCGGGUGGCUUUUCGUUCGGGUCGUUUGGAGGCAUGGCGAAAGAGAACGCACCUGUUGCGAGUUCAGAGCAAAAUCUCGCGAUAAGACAAAUGGGCACUGAAGCAGCGAAGCUUGCUGCAAGCAAGAAGCCCGCGCCGGUCAAAAUCUCAACAACAAAUCCGCUGUUGACAGAGAAGACGAACGCGAAGAGCCCAGCGGACAUCCUGAGCCCCAAGUCGACACCGUUGCCGAAGUCGCCGAACACGGCUACUACAGGGAAGGAUGAGAGUGAGGCCAAGAAGCUGCCGCCGGCCGAGCUCCCCGACAUCCUCUCUCCGCGCUCCAUACCGCUUCCUCAGACACCUGGUGCGGCGCCGAAACUGGGGCAGCAGAAGCCUGUACAUGCACCACCGCGUAUGCACGACGAUGCAGCGAACCCGGCUCUAUCGGCUGGCCCCACAAAGACCACACAGAAGAAAGAGGAGAGCUCUGAGGAAGAAGAUGACGACGAUAGCGAUGACGGUGAGGAGAGCAGCGAGACAGACACCACAGCGAAGAAGAAGAAGGAGAAGACGCAGGAUCAGGACCCCAAGGAUGCUAGCAGAGCGGGUGCGAGCGUGAAAGAGGGAGAGCAAGAAAAGCAGAGCAGUGAAGACGACAACUCGAGCUCAGCCGAGGCUGACGCGGAAAAAGAGGAGAACAAGGCGGAAUCCAAGACUCCUGAAGCCAAGGAAAUAGCACACAAACCACAGCCAAAGCAGAAGAGUAGCGAAGGAACAAGUUCAGACGAAGAAGAGGAGAGCGACGAGAAAGAAGUGAAGAGCGAAGAGCCAAAGAAGGCCGAAGUCAAACAGACACAGGCUCAAGAUGCAAAGGAUGCAUCAAAGGCAGGCGAGAGCGUCUUGGACUAA
Ascochyta rabiei is the source of this 1278-nucleotide messenger RNA. RefSeq lists its product as uncharacterized. The coding region runs from base 1 to 1278 and encodes 425 amino acids. The record is from RefSeq and is a predicted model, not a curated record. The transcript is spliced from 2 exons. NCBI's taxonomy places the organism in Eukaryota, Fungi, Ascomycota, Dothideomycetes, Pleosporales, Didymellaceae.